Molecule: messenger RNA, 5919 nt
Organism: Exophiala bonariae
Lineage: Eukaryota; Fungi; Ascomycota; Eurotiomycetes; Chaetothyriales; Herpotrichiellaceae
Exons: 2
Coding region: 1-5919 (1972 amino acids)
Biological process (GO): piecemeal microautophagy of the nucleus; reticulophagy; autophagosome assembly
Cellular component (GO): phagophore assembly site
Molecular function (GO): phosphatidylinositol-3-phosphate binding
Source: RefSeq, a predicted model, not a curated record
AUGGCCUACUUCAUUCCCUCAUACUUCCAGAAACGCCUCCUCCGAUACGCUCUCACUCGCCUCGACUUUAUCGACUCCGAUGAACUCGAUCUCGACAAUCUCGGCCUGACUUGGGGUCAACGAACUGUGGUCGAGCUAAAGAACGUUGGAAUCAAAGUUGGAAGACUCAAGGACCUUUUACAACUACCCUCCACGUUUCAACUCAAUCAUGCCUCCAUCAAGUUGCUUCGCUUGACAUUACCUGCCGAUUUGCACAUCAGUGGUAUCGAGGUUGAGGUGGAUGGCGUAGAAGUUAUUGUGGCUAUUCGUAACGAUGAUGCAAAAGACACAGAUUCGAACGGCACCUCUGGUCCUAACAAGACCGACCGGGCAAAUCCGCCCCGGAUAGCCUCUUCCUCCAUCCAUGACCAUGUUGGUCGCAGCACACGUUCUCGCAAUGGACGAAAUCUCGAAUUCUCGCAGGUGGUACCGACGUCGGAGGAUUUGGCGGCCUCAUUCCUGGAGUCCGAGCCUCCUGGAGAAAGAGAUGAACUACAGGCUGCACUGGAGUCUCGUUCUCAAUAUAUGCAAGAAUCAGUCUCCUCCGCCCCAGCUGAUGACGUUGGCCUGGGAAUGCCAGGAGGUCUAUCCCUACCUUCCUUUGUUGCUAAUUUCUUCAAGGGUGUGGCCGACAGACUAUCAGUCAAAGUCAAGGACGUUAACGUCGUCUUGGAAAUGCUCUCUUCAGAAGAUGCGGUUGCGUCGUUGGAAAAGACAAAGUUCAUGCUGACGGUCGGAAGUGUGUCGGUGGAUGCUCUCGCGGCAAUCGAAUCAUCAGAGACCCACGGAGAUUCUAGUAGAUCUGUUCGAAUUGAAGAUGUCCAAGUCUUCAUCUUGUCGGAUUCGGAAACAUUUUCAGACUCGUCUGGCCUCAAUUCCCCAAGACUUGCACGUUCUCGGCUUCGACUAUCCCAUCCAGACGCACGAAGUGACACGAGCAGGCCUAGCCUGUCGAGCAAUAACGAUUUGGAGCAUGGUUCCCAAGGUUCCAGACCUGUGUCUCCCUCAUUGAGCAAUUCGGGACUCGGAAUUGGCCUGAUGGCGGAUGUAUUGGAAGAUUCUGCAAUAUUCUCGACCGGCUUCGCACAUGAGUCGCCACCACAUAGUCCCCCUUUCGACCGUCAUUCAGUCGACAAUAGGAUACACGCGGAGCAAGUUCUCGACUCCCACCAUGAAUACCAUUCUUCAGGAAUGGUAUCCAGCCAAUCUUUGAGCUCAGAGAAUUUAGCUGAAUCCAAAAUGUUCACCCAUGACGAGGCAGAAAGCAUGUAUCUCAGUGCCGUCAGUGGUCAGAACAUGCCAGGAGGCUGGGCAUCAUCCAUUCCAUCUCAGGAUCCCAAUGACAAUGAAUCUGGCAAUCUCCAAGCCACCUCACAAACACCACAACGAAGUGACGAUAAUUCAUCGGAGCAAGGCUCAGAUCAGGGCUCGACGGAUUCUGAUCAUAAUUGGACUGCCAAAGAUGAGGGAAUCUCUAGUGGAGAAAGUGUCCUCGAUAACAACUUGGCCUCGUUUUUCCGUUCUCGACUGGUCCAUGUGGCCUUCAUUGUUUUAAAACUUCCCGAACCCGACACUGCAGAGGUGCAGGAUCAAGUUCCAGGCCAUUCUCCGAAGAUGGUCUCAGCCUCACGGGAAUCACAGAGCGGCCGGUUCAGUGAUUACGAGGCAAGAUCAGUCGGUCUGCAAGACAAAGUUCCCAGAAAUCGCGCUGGCACACCGAGUCUCGAGUUUGGACAGAUAUCCAUCGAUCUUGAUAUCAUGAUAUGCAAAGUCUUGGUCAAGGCUACUCAAACUUUGGCAGAGGCCGUCCCACCAACAAGUCAGAAAACUGCAUCUUCACCAUCUGCCUCCCAGCCGCUUCCCAAUGUCUCAAUUCAGAAACUUAACCUACAUUUCUGCGAGUGUGUACCACGCCUGGCCCCUACAAAGCUACCCUUCCAGUCGCUAGAAUCAAGUCUUCCACCAGACCAAGCUCUGCUGAAACUGUCCCUAUCGCCAAUCACCUUGACUACCAUAAAAGACUCAACAGGAUCUUCACGGCUCAAUGUAUCCAAGAUAAUCAUGACACAUGGAUCAAGAGUCGUGUUAUCGUUCGUUGACUCUAUCAAUGUCCGAGACUCGAUUGCUACAAGCUCAAUGCUGAGACCACAUGAUUUUGUUGCGAGUAUAUCGAACAAUCGGUAUGACUUGCAGAUAAAGCCAGUACACAUUGUUCUUGAUCUCCUAGUCAUCGAUGAUGUGCUUAGCCGUAGUGGUGGCUUAAGUUCCCUCCUCGACCUAGGAAAUUCUAUCAUGUCUACGAACACAGUGAAGAGCCCACCUAAUAAUGCUCCUCCAUCAGAAACGACAAGGCAACGGACUGUCAGAUUUGAUGACCCAAGAAAACGUCCACGUACUGAAAGUAAUCCUGCAUCGUCGCUUCCAAAGGUUGAUAUUCGCAUUUCUGGCUCGGUUCUGGAUUUGAUAGGAUCAGAAUCUUCCGUCCAAAUUCGAACAUCGGCGCUCAAAGCGGUCUACCGUGAGAACAAUGUGAGGCUUGCAAUUGAUGGCGCUGCUAUCGAGGGUCCCUUGCUGACCGGAUCUCGAUCUCGAGGAGAGAUAUGGCUGAAGAUUCGAAAUAUUCAGGUGCAUUAUUCAGACACUCCAGAUGACAAUGACUUGGAUCGACUUUUGUCGCUGAUCACGCCGUCUCGAGAUAAAUAUGAUCAAGAAGACGAUAUCAUGGUUGACACCCUCGUAAGACAACGUCGCAAAGGUGGUGUUUUGCGUUUGACUAUUGGGGACUUACAAGCUGGAGCAACUGGUUUCCAUUGGGUCCCACAUUUGACCAAGGUCGUCGAUGAAAUCUCAAAAUUGUCCUCGGUCACCAAAUACCUCCCAGAAGAUGAUCGCCCCGGUGUGUUGAUCUUCGGAAUGGUAAACAAACUCGACGUUCGAUUCGACGUGGACCAACAAUUUGGCCCUCUCAGACUGAAAGCAGAGUUGAUUGAAAGUGCCAACAUCAGCGUGCCAUCUCUUGCGGCUGCGCAAAUAGCCUGGUGGUCUUUGGCAAGAGGCGAUAAAGACAUAUUGAUAGGUGAGGUUACCGCCCAAGGUGAUACGGCCAUGGCCCCACCGAUGAUCAUGUGUCGAUUUAUUGCAGAUGAGAUGGAGCCGACCGUUCGGAUGAAAAUGUCCAACACCUGCUUCGAGUAUAAAGUAUCUACUCUUAUAGCUGUAACUUCUCUACUGGAACGACUCAAGGCACAAGAGGCAUCACCAAGACAACCUCAUCUCCCACAAUCACCCAGUCCCUCUUCUUCUAGCAGUGUUGACAUAACUGGGGUGUCUCGAAAAAUCCGAUUCUCUCUCACCUUCCGAGAUUCAGCCAUUGCACUCAAUCCUGCCCAGGGUUCCGCUAAGGGUCUUUUGGUCCUGACAGACACUAUCAUUCGACACGAAAACGAGAAACACGGAUCUCUUGAGAACCUCGAGAUCAAGAAGGCUUCGUUUCUGAUCAUCAACGAUAGUGCAUCUGUGGGUCGAGAUAUGGGAAAUGUUGAUCACAAGCUCUACUUUGAGGAGAACGACCAGAUCCAGAGUCUCACUAGAGCAGGAUUUGUACCUGUUGGCUCCAUCUCUUCUGCGUCAGCAAUCGUCAAUGUUAUUGAAGAUAAAGUCCACCAGGAGACAAGACUUGAAGUCGAAUUUCGGAACAACCUCCUUUUCCUGGAAACUUGUGCCGACUCAACUCAAACAUUAAUCCAGAUUUUAAGCGGUUUAGCCCCACCAGCUCCCCCUUCGAAGGUGGCCAGCUACAGAACAGAAAUCAUUCCGAUCCAGGACAUGCUUUCAUCAUUUACUGGAAAUGCAUUUGUCUCCGAACCCGGGCCUGCACUGGGCCUUCAAGCAUCUCAACAAACGCUGAGAGCAAGGCAUUAUGGCGGAGAAGACGAAUAUGAGCAUGAGUUCGACGAGGAAGAAGGUGAAGAAGAAGAUGAUGACGAUGGAGACUUUAUGGGCAACAUGUACCGUGAAGAUGACGACUACGCCGACGAUGAAAUGACUGCUAGCCAUGUCGAAUCGCAUCUCGGCCAGUCGAACAUGUCGGAGUCUAUCCACAUUGCACCUGUGGAUAUCAUGGCCACCAGUACAAACGAUCUGAGCCAGAGUGUGAUGGCUCACAGCUUAUUAGAUUUCAGACAAGAUCACUUUGCCCCGAAGUCUUCUGUGGGUGGCACGGCACAUCGGUGGAACUCGAGCCAAAACACGUACGGACUUGCAAGCGACGCAAUCUUUGAUAGAUCGCCACUCAAAGUUCGUGUCAGAGAUGUUCAUGUCAUCUGGAACCUCUUUGAUGGCUAUGAUUGGCAAACCACGAGAGAUACCAUCUCGCAAGCAGUGAAAGACAUCGAGACACGAGCCAUGGCCAGACGUCCGAAAAGCAGCAGUCGACUGUCGCCUGGCGCGGAUGAAGAGGACGAGUCGGUCAUUGGCGAUUUCCUUUUCAACUCGAUCUACAUUGGAAUCCCCGCCAAUCGAGAUCCCAGGGAUUUGACGAAUGCUAUCAAUCAUGACAUUGAUGAUCUCAUCAGCGAAACUGGUAGCUAUGCAACAGGGACAACGGUCACUGCUACCACGCACCGACGCCCGUCGAGCAUAGCCCCACGGCCGAAGAGAUUGAAACUUAAUCGGAGCAAGCAUCACAAGAUGACCUUUGAGCUUGCAGGGAUUUCGUCGGAUUUGGUCGUGUUUCCUUCUGGGAGUGGCGAAGUUGAAAGCUCUAUCGACAUUCGUAUCAAGAUGCUGGAAGUGUUUGAUCAUGUUCCCACGUCGACUUGGAAGAAAUUUGCAACGUACAUGCAAGAUGCUGGCGAGCGAGAGGUGGACACUAACAUGGUCCAUAUCGAGGUUCUCAACGUCAAACCCGUACCAGAUCUGGCGGCGUCGGAAAUUGUGCUCAAAGUCACUGUUUUGCCUUUGAGGUUACAUGUGGACCAAGAUGCCCUAGAUUUCCUCACACGGUUCUUCGAGUUUAAGGAUGAAAGUGCGCCACAAUCCAGCAGCCCAUCGAAUCCACCGUUCAUCCAACGAGUCGAAGUCAAUCCAAUUCAGCUUCGAUUAGACUUCAAACCGAAGAGAGUGGAUUAUGGUGGCCUGCGGUCGGGGCGUACUACGGAGUUUAUGAACUUUUUCGUUCUUGACCGAGCUGACAUGGUCUUGCGUCGUGUCAUUCUCUACGGCGUAUCCGGGUUUGACCGUAUGGGUAUCAUGCUCAACAACAUUUGGUCGCCAGAUGUGAAGAAAAACCAGCUACCAGGAGUUCUGGCCGGACUUGCGCCGAUCAGACCGCUGGUGGAUGUUACAAGUGGUGUUCGAGAUCUGAUAGCAGUUCCCAUUCGAGAAUAUCGCAAGGAUGGCAGAGUUGUGCGCAGCAUUCAAAAAGGGGCAUUGGCAUUUGCCAAAACCACAGCUACCGAACUGGUGAAUUUGGGUGCCAAGUUGGCAAUUGGGACCCAACAAGUGCUUCAAAAUACCGAGGAUCUACUUGUGACACGAGAAGCCCAAGACAGCAUUGCUGGUGAUGAUGAGAGUAAGAAGCAGAUUUCUCUGUACGCCGACCAACCACUAGGAAUUGUACAAGGUCUGAGGGGAGCGUAUGCCAGCCUUGAGCGCGAUCUAUUACUUGCAAGAGAUGCAAUCGUGGCAGUUCCUGGAGAGGUGAUGGCUAGUGGAAGUGCCACAGGGGCAGCAAAGGCUGUUCUCAAGCAAAGCCCGACGAUUAUUCUGCGACCUGCCAUUGGAGCCACGAAGGCAGUUGGGCAGACACUGCUUGGUGCGGGUAAUACAUUGGACAAGAGGAACUUGCGGCGGAUGGACGAGAAAUACAAACGUCAUUGA